UUUAAAUUGGAUUACAAUAAUCCAUAAACCUAAAACCUACUCUCCACUCCUUCACAGCUCCGCACGGCACCGCUGCCGCCGCCGCCACUUCUCCUCCUCGCCGUGUCCGUCUCCUUCCCGAGGGAUUUUGUUUCAAUCCCAGUAAAAAAUGGGGAAGAAACGAAAACACGAGGAGGCAUCGAAAGCUCCGAAGGAGGAGGAAGUUGCUCAAGAGAGACCCAAACGCACUCUUUUAGGGUGGAAGGACGGUGAAGCUCCUAAGGAAGAUAAUUCUCCGACAUUUAGAAACAAAGAGAAGGUUCUUGUCACUUGUUCCCGCCGAAUAAAUCACAGGUACCGGCAUUUGAUGGUGAAUAUUGUUUCCCUCCUUCCACACUGCAAGAAAGAAAGCAAAAUUGAGUCCAGAGCAAGCAAAGGAAGUACUCUGAAUGAGUUGAUAGAGUUCUGGAAUUGCUCUGGUUGCUUGUUCCUUGAGUGCAGGAAGCAAAAAGAUCUUUAUCUCUGGAUGGUGAAGUCUCCUGGAGGACCUUCUGUGAAGUUCUUAGUUAAUGCAGUGCACACAAUGGAGGAGCUAAAGCUUACUGGCAAUCAUCUAAAAGGAUCACGCCCAAUUUUGACAUUUUCCUCAAAUUUUGACAAUGAACCUCGCUGGAAACUUGUGAAAGAAAUUAUUACGCAGAUUUUUGGUACCCCGAAGGACCACAGAAAAGCUAAGCCUUUUCAUGAUCACGUCUAUGUGUUUUCAAUUGUGGAUGAUCACAUUUGGUUUCGGAAUUACCAGAUCUUGGUUCCUCACAAUGAAACAGAUAAGGUGGAUCGAGGUGGUCUAGACAAAAUGUCACUCGUAGAGGUUGGCCCGAGAUUUUGUUUGAACACGAUCAAGAUAUUUGGCGGAACUUUUGGCGGUCCGACCCUUUACGAAAAUCCAUAUUAUGUGUCACCAAACCAGAUCCGCGCGAUGGCUAAGAGAAAGAAAGCUGGAAAAUACACCAAGAAACUCAAAGCCAAGAUGAGGAGGAAGUUGCAUGAAGAAGCGAAUCCCUUGGAGCCUGAUGAGUUUGCAGAUCUUUGGAAGGGGGAAGAAUAAUAACGUUACAGCUCAGCGAAGCUUCGAGCUUCAUGAUUCCUCCUGGCCGGAUGUUAUUUGGAUUUUAGAUCUAAAUAGUGGCUUGUUUUCCUGCUACUACCUUAUCUUCGAAUUAAAUCUUGGCAAUCGCCAAAUAUUGAUGUUAAAAGUAGAGCAGUGAACUAGUUUUAAGAUGUUGAACUGAAUGUUUCAAGGAUAGAAGAUUUUAUAUUUCAGUCUA
Zingiber officinale is the source of this 1307-nucleotide messenger RNA. RefSeq names its product ribosome biogenesis protein BRX1 homolog 1-like. Gene Ontology annotation, molecular function: rRNA binding. Gene Ontology annotation, cellular component: nucleolus. Gene Ontology annotation, biological process: ribosomal large subunit assembly; rRNA processing. The transcript is spliced from 9 exons. The record is from RefSeq and is a predicted model, not a curated record. Bases 149 to 1087 code for a protein of 312 amino acids. Lineage: Eukaryota; Viridiplantae; Streptophyta; Magnoliopsida; Zingiberales; Zingiberaceae.